GAGCCGCCCCGAGGCGCAGGGCAUGGUGGGAGAGGAAGCGGAGCCCACGCUGCGCAGCGUGGAUGAUGGCGGGGGUCGCGGAGCCUCCGCGCGGCGCGGGACGGAGGAAGCUGGCGGAGCUGAGCGUGGAUGAGUUCCUCACCUCGGGCUUUGACUCGGAGCUGGACAGUGGGUCCGAGGAGGAAGAAGGGGCCUGUGGGCCCCCCGCGGGGGCUCCGGGUGGAGCGCGGAGCCAGGCAGCUGCCGGGAUGCCCAAGAGGAAGCCGACCGCCCAGGAGGGGCCAGCCCCAAAGAAGUUAAGGAAGGGCCAGGCGUCCGAGCACAAAGACCAGCUCUCGAGGCUGAAGGACAAGGACCCCGAGUUCUACAAGUUCCUCCAGGAAAACGACCAGACGCUCUUGAACUUUGAUGACUCGGACAGCUCCGAGGAAGAGGAGGAAGAGAAGUUCCACACGCUCCCGGAGGAGCUGGAGGAAGCCAGUGAGGAUGAAGAGGGGGAGGAGGAAGAGGAGCAGAGCACGCGGAAGAGCCGAUCCAAGCGGGCUAAACUGACCCUCAAGAUGGUGGAGCAGUGGAAAGAGUCAGCCAAGAAGGACCUCUCGCCGCGCCUCUUCCACGAAGUCCUGCAGGCCUUCCGGGCCGCCGUGUCCACCACCCACGAGGACAAGGAGCACAAGGAGCCCAGCAAGUUCCGGAUCACAGACAGCGCGGUGUUCAACGCCAUCAUCACCUUCUGCAUUCGGGACCUGUUCCCCUGCCUCCAGAAGCUACUGCAGCUGAAGCCGCCCAAAGACAGGACCAAGCUGGUGCAGCCGUCCAGCAGCCCCCUCUGGACCAAGCUGCGGCUUGAUGUCAAGUCGUAUCUGAACUCCGUCACCCAGCUGGUGUCCUGCCUGACCGAGGCGUCCGUGGCCACUGCCGUCCUCCAGCACAUCAAUGCCAUUGUCCCUUAUUAUCUCACCUUCCCCAAGCAGUGCCGGGUACUGCUCAAGAGGAUGGUCCUGCUCUGGAGCACGGGCGAGGAGACGGUGCGGGUGCUGGCCUUCCUCGUCAUCAACAAGGUCUGCCGCCACAAGAAGGACCCCUUCCUGAGCCCCGUUCUCAAGCAAAUGUACAUCUCCUACGUGAGGAACUCCAAGUUCACCUCGCCCAACGUGCUCCCCAUGAUCAACUUCAUGCAGCGCUCGCUGACGGAGAUGUGCGCCCUGGACCCCGCCCUCUCCUACCAGCACGCCUUCCUCUACAUCCGCCAGCUCGCCAUCCACCUGCGCAACGCCAUGACCAUGAACAAGAAGGAGACCCACCAGUCCGUGUACAACUGGCAGUACGUGCACUGCCUCUACCUGUGGUGCCGCGUCCUGAGCACCAUCCACCCCAGCGAGGUCCUGCAGCCGCUCAUCUACCCGCUGACCCAGGUCAUCAUCGGCUGCAUCAAGCUGGUCCCCACGGCCCGCUUCUACCCGCUGCGGAUGCACUGCGUGCGGGCCCUGACACUGCUCUCGGAGAGCACCGGCACCUUCAUCCCCGUCCUGCCCUUCAUCCUGGAGAUCUUCCACCAGGUGGACUUCAACAGGAAGCCCGGACGCAUGAGCGCCAAGCCCAUCAACUUCGCCGUCAUCCUGAAGCUGUCCAACAUCAACCUGCAGGAGAAGGCCUACCGGGACGGCCUGGUGGAGCAGCUCUACGACCUGACCCUGGAGUACCUGCACAGCCAGGCCUGCGCCAUCGGCUUCCCGGAGCUGGCCCUGCCCGCCGUCAUCCAGCUCAAAUCCUUCCUGAAGGAGUGCAAGGUCGCCAACUACUGCAAGCAGAUCCGCCAGCUCCUGGAGAAGAUACAGGAGAACGUGGCGCACAUCUCCGGCCGGCGGCAGAAGGCGGCCUUCGGCGUGUCUGACCAGCAGGCCGUGGAUGCCUGGGAGAAGCAGGUGCGGGCAGAGGGCACCCCCCUCACCAGGUACUACAGCCACUGGAAGAAGCUGCGGGACAAGGAGAUCCUGAUGGAGAUCAGCGGCAAAGAGAGGCUGGAAGAGCUGAACUUCCCCGAGAUAAAGCGCCGGAAGCCGGGAGACAGGAAGGAGGAGGACCGGAAGGAAUUCAAAGAUCUCUUUGACCUGGACUCUGACUCGGAGGAGGAGGAGGACGGCGGAUUCUCUGUGAAAGGAAAGGCCGAAGGCAACGACGGCUCUGGGGAGAGCGCGGACGAGGCGUCCAGCCUGAGCGGGGACAGCGAGGACGACAAGGACGAUGACGGGGACGGCGGCAGCGACUCGGAGGGCCCCGCGGAAGCCCCGAAGCUGCCCCCGGCCGAGCUGCAGAGACUGGCGCAGGGGGCGGCCGACGUGGUGGAGGAGCUGCAGCUUUCCGAGGAGGACUGAGAGCGUGGCGGGGCCCCGGCGAGGAACACGCACAGGGCUCGGGGUCGGGGCCUUUAUUAUUUUUCUUUACAAUAUAAAGAAGCUUAAAUGUA
Messenger RNA from Antechinus flavipes (yellow-footed antechinus), 2467 nucleotides. It is a transcript of the gene NOC2L, whose product is annotated as NOC2 like nucleolar associated transcriptional repressor. Lineage: Eukaryota; Metazoa; Chordata; Mammalia; Dasyuromorphia; Dasyuridae. Gene Ontology annotation, biological process: ribosomal large subunit biogenesis; negative regulation of transcription by RNA polymerase II. Gene Ontology annotation, cellular component: Noc1p-Noc2p complex; Noc2p-Noc3p complex; nucleolus. Gene Ontology annotation, molecular function: transcription corepressor activity; histone binding. The transcript has 19 exons. The coding region runs from base 63 to 2375 and encodes 770 amino acids. The record is from RefSeq and is a predicted model, not a curated record.